Messenger RNA from Triticum dicoccoides, 1813 nucleotides. Its product is annotated as protein FAR1-RELATED SEQUENCE 4-like. NCBI's taxonomy places the organism in Eukaryota, Viridiplantae, Streptophyta, Magnoliopsida, Poales, Poaceae. The coding region runs from base 1 to 1335 and encodes 444 amino acids. Gene Ontology annotation, molecular function: zinc ion binding. The transcript is spliced from 5 exons. The record is from RefSeq and is a predicted model, not a curated record.
AUGAAACCUUGCAUAGAGGGGUUCCUUAGUGGUUGCAGACCAUAUUUGGCAAUAGAUAGCACAUUCUUGACGGGCAGGUUCAAGGGGCAGCUGGCUAGUGCUACCGCCAUUGAUGGCCAUAAUUGGAUGUAUCCGGUUAGUUUUGGAGUCUUUGAUUCUGAAACUAACGAGAAUUGGAUUUGGUUCAUGCAAUUGCUAAGACAGGCCAUAGGAUCACCAAAUGGGUUGGCCAUAUGCACCGAUGCUGGUCAAGCAGUAAUGACAGGGGUGAAAGAAGUGUUCCCAGAGGCGGAACAUAGGGAAUGCAUGUUUCACUUGGUGACCAACUUCAAGAAGAAGUUCCAUGGGAAGGUGUUUGAUGACCACCUUUGGGCUGCUGCUUACUCAUGGAACCCAUAUUUAUUUGACAAACAUUGGGUUGCUAUGGAGACAACGAAGCCAACUGCAACUGCAUAUAUGAGGAAGUGGCACAAUAGGUUGUGGUCUAGGAGUCAAUUCUCAACUAUAUGCAAGGUAGAUUAUGUAACCAACAACCUGGCUGAGAGCUUUAACAAUUGGGUUAAGCACCACAAGUCCUUGAACUUGGAUGACCUCUUUGAUAAGGCGAGACAAUUGAUUAUGAUAAUGUGGAACCGAAGGAGAAAAGUAGCAAACGAGUUAGAUGGUUUGAUUCUGCCCCACAUAAUUAAGAAGCUGAAUGCAAUGACCAGGGAAUUAAACUUGGAGGUGGUAGAAAGCUCAGAAGAAGUGGCUGAAGCAACUGCAUUAGGUGGUAGUGGCUUUAGGUUUGUGGUCAACUUGCAAGAGGGGACAUGUUCUUGUCGACAAUGGCAAGUUUCUGGCCAUCCUUGCAAACAUGCUCUUGCAUUCAUCACGUCACUUAGCAAUGCACACAUACGACACUAUGUGGACUUGUAUUUCUCCAUUGACAAAUAUAGAGCAGCUUAUGCCCAACUAAUUCCUGCCAUGCCGGACAAGACCCAAUGGCCUAAAUCUGACCAUGGAUUCUUCAUGCAUCCACCACUAUUGAAGGCCACGGCUGGUAGGCGUAAAACUGAGAGGUACAAAGGUUGUGGUGAGAAGGAAAGGAAAAGUGGUCAACACUUAUGCCCUAUUUGUAAGGAAUAUGGGCAUCGUUGGCACAAAUGUAAGAAGGGAAACCCAGAGGACAUUGCUGCAAUGAUGGCUGUGAGAGAACCACCAAAGAAAAGGACAAAGACAACCAAAACAGCUGAGUUAUCCAUUGUGCCUUGUGAAGAUGGAGUACCAACAAGAAUGUGUUUUCCCCAAGCAAAAGCUUGGAAACUACAACCAAAAAAAGGGGAAGCAUGUUAACUCUAGUGCUGGAGCAUCAAAAAGCAAAAGCUUGGAGAAUUACAAACAAAAAGGGAAAAGGAGGGAAAUCUUAAUCGGUUCGAUCCAAGAGAUCAAGAACCGGCUCAAAACAGCCGGAGCCAAUUUCCAUUGAGUUUCCUAUGCCCAGCGAUGAAACAAAUGUUCCUAUGAAGGUUAGGGGCAAGAGUAAGGAGUGCACUGAAAAGAUUCCUAUGGUGCCACAAGACAGCCCAGCAAUGUGCACAAGAAGCAAAAAAUUUAACUCUGCAAGCCCAUCAAUGAGCACAAGAAGCAAAAGGCGGCUUAGUUUGUGAUUCUCAUGUUUUCCUUAAUGCCAUGGUUACUUUUGGAUGUCCUUUUGUGCUAUUCAUGUGAUGUACUUGUAAACCUGACUUCAUGUGUGAAACAGUAUGUGAUGCAUGCCAACUAGUACUGAUGUAUGUGGUGAAUGUGAACCUAAAUGUGAUGUAUGUGUGAA